UACAAAUGCAUGUAGCAUAUAUUCAGCCUCCAUUCCAGGAAGAGUGAGAUUCAACCUCUUUCAUUUGCAUGAACACCUCUCUCACCGACUCACUGCAGUAAGUAUGCAACAGCAUCGAGGUAAAAGAGAGCAGUGUGAGUUUGAUACAAAAGGCUAUAAUAAUUGGCUUGAAGCCGGUUCACAAGGUUGGCAUUAUGGUGCCGGGGACAAUUAUGCAUCCACGAAUGUCCUAUCAAGAAGCCCACUGAGUAUGACACCUCCAAAUCAACUGCACAGCCAGUUCAGAGGACAAAUUUCUGAAUUGCCGAAUUCAGUGUGCAGCCAGGAGCAGGGAAAGGCUGCACCACCGGCACUGCCUUCUACGAUAGGUGAAUACAUUGUACAUGGAAAUCAAAGAGAUCACGGUGGUAGCUCAAAAGUAAUCUCUACAUACUCUUACCUCGAACCAGAGUUGAGGGAUAAUACGCAAGCGCGUGGGCGGCAAGAGUUGAUAUAUCCCGAUUUACAUCCCACGCCUCACUGUGGGACGACUCUGCCCUUUGUGAUGCCGGAAGAGCCUGUUUAUGUGAAUGCGAAACAGUAUCAUGCGAUUCUGAGGCGAAGACAGCUACGAGCGAAAGCUGAAAUGGAGAACAAAGCAACGAGAGUUAGGAAGCCUUAUCUUCAUGAGUCGCGCCACCUUCACGCCCUGAGACGAGCGCGAGGAUGCGGGGGUCGAUUCAUCAACACAAAGAAGUCCAAUGGUGGUAACCAUGAGGAGGGGAGUAGCACGGGUGACUCUACUCCGGUGCCAUCACCAGAGUCCGAUUACGGAAUUGGCCAACCAGGGAAGAGGCGUGAGCAAUAUUCUCCUCACGACGGUGCAACAUUCUUCCAGUGGGCAUGCCAAUCCAAAUGAAAUAAUAUUAAGUUUUGAAUGGGGAGAAAUUUGUCCAGUAUUAUAUGCAGGUGUGUAAAUUAUUGAGUGAUUUGAUGUGAAAUUUUUGGUUGUGAUGCCAAGCUAGAGAAUAUACAGAGUUGGAUGUAUACAUGACAUAUAUAUAGCUCUCCCUUCCUUUCUAUAGAAGCUGAUG
Salvia splendens (bonfire salvia) is the source of this 1073-nucleotide messenger RNA. RefSeq names its product nuclear transcription factor Y subunit A-6. Gene Ontology annotation, biological process: regulation of DNA-templated transcription. Gene Ontology annotation, cellular component: CCAAT-binding factor complex. The coding region runs from base 104 to 898 and encodes 264 amino acids. Gene Ontology annotation, molecular function: DNA binding; DNA-binding transcription factor activity. The record is from RefSeq and is a predicted model, not a curated record. The transcript is spliced from 6 exons. NCBI's taxonomy places the organism in Eukaryota, Viridiplantae, Streptophyta, Magnoliopsida, Lamiales, Lamiaceae.